AUGGUUGUAGUGUAUGAUCCAGUAACUGAAGGUCCAGAUCCAAAGUCCAAAGAGAUUGGUAGAGCUCAAGGCAUGUACAUAAAUUCACAGUUAGAUGGCAAGGGACUGCACUUGAUGUUAUCUGUUAUUUUCACUGAUGGGGAAUUCAAAGGGAGUACUUUGGAGAUUCCAGGUGCUGAUCUUUUUGCAAUGAAGGAGAGGGAAUUCUCAAUUGUUUCAGGGACUGGCUCGCAAUUACGAGCAAAUUCUUCGCAUUUGCGAAGUGUACCUGGGCCAGCCUUAGUUCGCAUUUGCGAUCAAGAGGUUGCAUUUACGGGAGCCAGUGUUCGCAUUUACGGAGAAAUCUUCGCAUUUGCGAAGUACGAGCUAUGCAAGUAG
This is a messenger RNA of Nicotiana tabacum (common tobacco), 378 nucleotides long. NCBI's taxonomy places the organism in Eukaryota, Viridiplantae, Streptophyta, Magnoliopsida, Solanales, Solanaceae. The record is from RefSeq and is a predicted model, not a curated record.